This is a messenger RNA of Penicillium odoratum, 882 nucleotides long. RefSeq lists its product as uncharacterized. The transcript has a single exon. Bases 1 to 882 code for a protein of 293 amino acids. NCBI's taxonomy places the organism in Eukaryota, Fungi, Ascomycota, Eurotiomycetes, Eurotiales, Aspergillaceae. The record is from RefSeq and is a predicted model, not a curated record.
AUGACGCAGCCUCCAAAGAAGACCCUUCUGACCAGGGUAAUCGAGGCUGUUUUAAAUCGCCAUGAGGACACCUACCCGCCCAUGGCCGCUCACGCCACUGCUGUGGCAGCACAGAAGAGCGGGAAUAGCAGUUUGGGAAAUAAUGGCGACUUGGAAGGUCAAAGGUGGAAUAUUGGAACCAGCAACCCGGAGACCCUCAUCCCAGCCAACGACAAGCUUCUCAUAUUCCGCGCCUUGACCGGUAUCGACAGUGUUCCCGCCCUCACACAAGGCGGUCAUCUUCUCCGUAGCGCUCCCAAUGUCGGUAUCUACACGCGUGUCAUCAACAACGAAACCCAAGCCGAGCGCGCGUACAACUUCUUCAACUGGAUGAUCAACAUCUGUCUGGGGAUUCAGAUUGUCGUCGCCGCCGCCUUGACAGCUCUCGGUGCCGCAAGUGGUCCCCACGGCGCUAUCACAGCAUUUGGCGCCAUCAACACAGUUAUCGCUGGUAUUCUGACUUAUCUGCGUGGCUCCGGUCUUCCAGACCGCCUGAAGGCCUAUGAGAACAAGUGGAAGCACAUCCGAGAAUAUAUUGAGCAACGUGAGCGUGAAUUCUGUCUGGUCGGGGUUGAUCUCGACGUGCAGGAGGAAGUCUUCAUCGUGGAGAGCAUGUACCAAAGUCUGAAAUCGGAAAUGGAAUCCGCACGGAGUUCUGCGGAUUCCAAUACACAACAGCCAGAUGACCCGAGGAUACGUCGCUCUCUUCUCCCAUCCCAUAACGAACUCAGUGGUCAAAGGCCUUCGACAACCCCGGCGAAACGUUCAACGGCAUUGCACCCGCAAGAUGAACAGCCAGUCGGCCCGAUCACUGUUCCGGAGGCAGUACAUGACAAGGUUUAA